This is a messenger RNA of Aureobasidium subglaciale EXF-2481, 1638 nucleotides long. RefSeq lists its product as uncharacterized. Bases 1 to 1638 code for a protein of 545 amino acids. The record is from RefSeq and is a predicted model, not a curated record. Gene Ontology annotation, cellular component: nucleus; cytoplasm. Lineage: Eukaryota; Fungi; Ascomycota; Dothideomycetes; Dothideales; Saccotheciaceae. Gene Ontology annotation, molecular function: FAD binding; DNA binding. The transcript has a single exon. Gene Ontology annotation, biological process: circadian regulation of gene expression; entrainment of circadian clock by photoperiod.
AUGUCGAAACGCUCGCAGCCUCACGAUGCUCACCCUAGCGAUCACUCAGCCAUCUACAACGAGGAUCUGAAACAUCCUUCGCCAAAGCGUGCAAAGCAGAUUGACGAGCACUCGCCUUUCGAAGCGCUACAGAAGGCCAUCUCCGAGCAAAAGACCGACCAUACGGUUCGCAAUGUCUUGCAUUGGUUCAGAUCUAAGGAUGUUAGAGCUCACGACAACCGCGCACUUUAUGCUGCAUCGCAAAAGGCCAAGGAGGGUGAUGGAAGCUUGAUUACCAUGUACCUCCACAGCCCCAAGGACUUGGAAUGGCACGGCACAAGUCCUGCUAGAUCUGACUUUUUGCUGGAGUCACUCAAGUUGCUGCAGAAGGAGUUGCAAGAGAAGAAUAUCCCGAUGGCCAUUGUGACGGCAGAGGAAAGAGCGGAAAAGACAGACAAGGUCAUUGAGUUCAUAAAGGACAACGACAUCUCACACGUCUACGGAAACUACGAGUACGAAAUUGACGAGAUCCGCCGCGACAUCAAAGUUGCACAUCACAUGAAAAAAGAGAAGGAUGUUUCCUUUGAGCUUCUGCACGAUCAAACGGUUCUCGAGCCUGGACUUCUCAAGACUGGCAGCGGCACACCCAUGAAGGUCUUUACACCCUAUCACAAGGCCUGGCUUGUCGAGACCAAACAUGAUCCCUCCCAUCUUGAGCUCAUCAGCCCUCCUGAAGCCAACGACAAGUCAGCAGCGGACAAGUUCAAGAAACUGUUCGACUCCAAGCUCCCCUCGCUACAAGAAAACAAGGACUUUAUCGACGACGAAGAACGUCAACGUAUUCGCUCUCUCUGGCCCGCAGGCCAUGAAGCUGGCAUAAACCGCCUCAAGCAGUUUCUCAACGACAAAGUCUCCGAUUACGCCGACAAGCGCUCAGAGCCAGCCGGAGACCCAUCUUCCCGCCUCUCGGCUUACUUCUCAGCCGGCGUGAUCAGUGUCCGUGAAGCUCUCUCCCACGCAAAGAAAUUCAACGACAACAAGCACUUUGACGAAAAUGAUGCGGGCGUAGCAUCUUGGGUCCGCGAAAUUGUUUUCCGCGAAUUCUACCGCCAAGUCCUCGUCGCCAUCCCUCACAACGCAAUGAAUCUACCCCAGAAUCUUAAGUUCGACAAUGUACACUGGGAAGACGAUGAAGAAGGCUGGGAAAAGUGGUGUCAAGGCAAGACUGGUGUUCCGUGGGUCGACGCAGGAAUGCGCCAGCUGAAUACGGAGGCUUAUAUGCACAACCGUCUCAGGAUGAACACAAGUUCCUAUUUGACCGCGAACCUGUUAAUUGACUACCGCAGAGGAGAGAGAUACUUUGCUACUCAUCUGAUUGAUUGGGAUCUCUCAAACAACACACAAGGUUGGGAGCCUUCAUACACAGUCUUCAACCCCAUUGCUCAGGCAGAAAAAUGCGACAAGGAGGGUGAAUACAUCAGGAAAUGGGUUCCCGAGCUGAAAAACUUGAAGGGUAAGGAUAUCUUUGAUCCAUAUGGAAGAUUGAGUAAGGCAGAGUUUGAAAAGCUUGGAUACCCGAAGCCUCAUGUGGAUUUCUCGGAGAGCAAGAAGAGGGCUACCGAGAGGUUCAAGAAGGACUUGGCUGCGGCUGUUGUUUGA